AUGAAAUAUCAAAUUCCUAUGGAAUUAGCUGUUAACAAAGAUUGUAGAAAAACAUAAAGUGCCAAUAAAUGUAGAGGUGCAGAAUCACCAAAUAAAUUGUACUAAAACUUUACUCAUAAAAAUUCAAGUUAACCAAAAGUUGUGAAUCUCUUUCGAAGUUUUAUUUUUGACAAUUAUAUUUUAUAGAUCAUCCUAAUAGAUAUAACCAAUAUCUACAAACUUCAAUAGAUGUUCAUGAAAUAAACAAAUCUAAAAAAUCUGUAAGUUCUCAUUAAAGAGUCAAGACUGAAAUUGAUAAACCAAAUGACUUUAAUAAAAGAUUUUAUCCAAAUGAGAUCUAAAUGUUUUUAAGUAUUAAUUGAAAUUCAUAGGAUAGAUAAGGUUGAGAUACAAAAGAACAAGUUGAAUGUUUUAAAUAAGACUAUCACAAAUAAAGGUAAUCGAUUAUAGGCAGUUAAAGUUAAUUAAGGAAGGUUUCUUUUCUAUAUUAUAUAUAGUUUAUAGAGAAAUUUAUGAUUGCAAUAAUUCCAAGUAAUCUAGUUAACCAGAUCUUUAAGAUUAAAUACUUAGAAAGACCAAUAAUUAUUUAAGUAAAAAUUAUCUCAAAUAUAAGGAAAUAAUCGUAAUGGAUAAUCAACUCCAAAUAAUAUUGAUGAAAAUCCUUAAUUUAAUUACUUUUAACAUAAAAUAGAGUAUAGAAAUAGAAGAAGUAAUUAUACACGAUCAGAUGAUGUAACUCCAUUAAGAAGAUCUGUAUUUUAAUAGAUUCAAGAUUAUAGUGAUACAAAAUUAGAGUAUACAAACCAUUAUUAAAUUAUAGUUAAAUAAAUGUAACUAAGGAAGAGGAUAUAAUGCAAUUUUCAUUUGGUUUAUAAUAUAAUAAAUUGAGAGCUUUAAAAAGGUUUCCAAAAGAUAUAUUUUAUGGAGAUGUUCGAAAAGCUAAGAAAAAUUUACAAAUGUAAUGA
Messenger RNA from Paramecium pentaurelia, 965 nucleotides. The record is from the annotation of a GenBank genome assembly. Lineage: Eukaryota; Ciliophora; Oligohymenophorea; Peniculida; Parameciidae.